Messenger RNA from Ustilaginoidea virens, 3171 nucleotides. RefSeq lists its product as uncharacterized. Gene Ontology annotation, biological process: cytoskeleton organization. Gene Ontology annotation, cellular component: cytosol. Bases 1 to 3171 code for a protein of 1056 amino acids. The record is from RefSeq and is a predicted model, not a curated record. NCBI's taxonomy places the organism in Eukaryota, Fungi, Ascomycota, Sordariomycetes, Hypocreales, Clavicipitaceae. The transcript has 7 exons.
AUGUGGUCGACCGCCAGGCCGGUCCAGGAGUCCGCUCCUGAGCCGCCAAACCCGACUGAAGACGUGGCAGAUACGGGUGAAGCUGCUGGCGGGGUGAGAGGAUCCGAACAGCUCAUCAAGCCUCCCGUUCCAAUGCCGCCCUCAAGACCGGGCCUUCAACGGCAUUCACUCCCAGCUGGCCUCGCGGGAGCACCAGGCCCGGCGCAAGGCAUGCAACCUCAGCCGCAGCGGCAGCAGCAGCAUCAGCAGCAGAAUAACAGCGGCAACCCCGGCCCUACCGACUCCCUAUCGCUGCUUCAGCUGCGCCGCAUGGUCGCCGAAGUGAACCGAGCCGAGCCCGUCGUCUACAAUUUUGCCUACUCGGACAUGGGACCCCAUGCCGAGGAAAUCGACGAGUGGUUUGUCUAUCAGUUCUGGCAGUGGGUUCGGCUCAACGCCGCUCAAAGGGCCUUCGAAUGGCACUGGAGCCAGGAGUCGGAUGGGCAGCACUCGUGGGACGACGCCGACCGCGACAUGAGAGCCAGGUUCAUACAGGCUGCCAUUGCAGGCGUGCAAUCCAACGAUGCGGCUCUGCGGUCCGCAUCGAUCGGAAAGCUUGUGUACCUGGUCUUGGGCCGUUGGGGAGACACAGCCAUGCCCAACGCUGCAGACCGCGAUGGUCGCUCCAUCGCGAGCUUGUCCCAGCUGCAAGCUGUCAAGGCCGGUGUGGAGUGCUUGGCCUCUUUGGAAGGCAUUCCCGUCAUAUGGGAUGCGCUGAGGAGCUGCUUCGAACUGCAUUGGUCAGGAGAUGCCCAACAACAGGCGAGCCCGCAAGAAGCACAAGACGAGCUCAUGAACCUCAUGACCAUCAUGUACAUUGCCAUUCAAGAGACGCUAAAUAGUCCGUCGGACAUGUCUCUGUCGCACAAGGCUUUGUUCGACUUGGAUCCUUCCUUGGUCGACUUUAUGCUCACUGCUACUUCGAAACUGCGUUGGGACGAGUCAAAUUCCAUGCCGCUUACACAGAUUUUCCUGCUGUUCUGGAAAUCUAUCCUCCUAGUCUUUGGCGGGACAAAGGACCUGGCAGAUCUCAAGGCCGCCAUGAGCGAAACCAAGGGUCUUCAGAAGGACACAAUUACCGCCUCUCCCCUCGACUAUCACGUCUUUCGGCAAGAGAUUACAUCGAAAUAUCCUGCAUACGUUCCCCCGCAACCCCUGAUACCUUUGGAGGAUGAGAACACGUCGUCUCUUCUCCCCCCCAUACCGAGUCAAUUCGUACGGAAUAACGGCGCCGGCGGAAUCAUAUCUACCCCUGGGCAAUCCCAAAACGGCGGCGCUUCUAUCCUGAACCAACCCGUCCACAUUGCCACGCCGGCGCCGUCACCGCCGCCAUCCCCCGGCGUUGGUGGAAAGUCGGGAAAGAAGCAAAACUACCAAACCAACCAAAAUUUCCCCUUCAUGUACCCUCCCCUAGAUGCCACUAGCAACAGCGCUGGAGGAAAGGGAAUGGCGGGAAUCGACGAUUCAAUCGUCAGCCGCAGGUGGGAAGGAAGCGACAUUCCCGCCUCGAUUCUCGAAGCUGGCGAGCUCUUCUCAACCAGGGUCCGGAUGACACGAGCCACGCGGCAAAUGUGGGAGGAGCGAGAGCAAUUCCUGAGAUUCGAGCGAGGCUGGGCCGAUGACGACGGCUCUGAUGAUGGCAUUGACAAUCUCGAUCUCAGCGAGCUAACCCUGGAGGAGAGGGAAGUUCUCAAAGAGCUCAGAGCCGAAGACAAGCCAAAGAAGGCAACGGCGCAUAGCCAUGCUGAGUUCCAGGUCGACUUUGGGCCACACCCUGAAAGGUUGUCCGACAGAGACAAGCAAAGACUGCAGGCAGUUGAGAGAUUCUACAAACAAGCACUCCCACACUUGCAGUCGCUGGUCAUUGUCCUGCUCCGGCCAAUACUAGUCAACGUGACUGCUAUUGUGGCCCAGCAGGCCGGCCAGAUGCCCAACGGCGCGGCAACGAGAGGCAACAACCCAGGAAUGAGCGGCGGCGGCGGCGGCCAUGCUGGACCAAGACCUUCCGAUGCGAACGCCCAGAUGGCGGCGCAGGACGAGGCGGAUCCGUCGCCCGAGGAGGUUGACGCAGCGCGAACACGUGAGAUCACGUCCAAGGCCACCACUGCAAUACUGCUUUUACUGCUCAAGUGGCUGCGUUUAUCCCACCUGCUCAAAUUCGAGUACCUUACACAGCUGCUCCUCGACUCCAACUACGUCCCCCUGGUUCUGAAGCUCUUUGCGCAUCAGGAUGUGCAGCAGGUAGUCGACAGCAAGAUGGACCGAGUCGAAAACAGCUUCUUUCAAUUCUGCAACUUGCGUUCCAAGUUCAAGGACCGGACCGGCAAUGACGCGCCCCCCGAGGAGGAGGAGGAUGACGAGGCGGACAAGGCUGCUGCAGACCAGAAACCCCAGGACCUGUCCGGCCAAGAAGCCAUAGUCGACAGCGAAGACGACGCCGCCCCCCCGCCCAUCAGGAAGCACCGCUCGCCGGCCGCCGCCCAUGGCAAGCCAGAGGCUCCGGACGGACCAGAAGCAGGCGCCGACGACGACGACCAAGCCGCCUCGCGGCCGGAAGUCGACGAGCUCGGCUACCCCGUCAACCCGCUCCCGGAGGAGCCCAUCACCGACUUCUCCUGGCGCAACUUCUUCUCCCUCAUCAACUACCUCCGCGUCCUCCACAAGACCUGCAAGAACAAGGCGCACAGGAACCUCCUCCUCGUGCAGUACAAGUCGUCCACCAUCCUGCGCAAGUCGCUGCGCGUGCCGCAGCCCGAGCUGCGCCUCUACACGCUCAAGCUGUUCAAGAACCAGGUCCCCUACUGCGGGCGCAAGUGGCGCCAGUCAAACAUGCGCGUCAUCACGGCGGUGUACCUGCACUGCAGGCCGGAGCUGCGGGACGAGUGGCUGGCGGGCAGCGACGUGGACGCCGAGGUUGACGCGGCGCUGCCCCUGGAGCAGGCGCUGCGGAGUCUGACGCACUGGUUCAACGUGCGGCGGUACCCUGAGCAGAUUGCGCCGGACAUCAGGGUGGCCUUGAGAGAGGAGCACGACUUCUUCAGCAGGGAGUUGGAGAAGCUGGAUGGAGGGGGGUGGGCAGACGACAGGGGAGACGAGAUGAGCGACUGGGACCAUGGGGAGGGGUGGGCCUGA